Messenger RNA from Procambarus clarkii (red swamp crayfish), 3104 nucleotides. Its product is annotated as nuclear distribution protein nudE homolog 1. Lineage: Eukaryota; Metazoa; Arthropoda; Malacostraca; Decapoda; Cambaridae. Gene Ontology annotation, molecular function: microtubule binding. Gene Ontology annotation, cellular component: centrosome; kinetochore; kinesin complex. Gene Ontology annotation, biological process: centrosome localization; microtubule nucleation; establishment of mitotic spindle orientation. The record is from RefSeq and is a predicted model, not a curated record.
GUGUUUGUUUACAAAUUUAAAUCCCAGAGUUGUUGAGGGAGAGCUGCACCACGGCGCCUCCCCAUACACCUCCUCUCUUGUCUCCCUGGCACUCUCACACGCUCUCUCCUUACACUGGCACUCUCCACGACUACUCUAGCACUCUUUAAGGUCCAUCUAGUGGGUGGCGGCGGAGGCGGUACCUCAUCAGCUGAUCCGUGUCGUCUGCUGCUCAGUCGACAGGCAGCCGUGGGAGGUGGCGGUGUUGCUCACUCACUCUCCACCAGUCAGACACUUCCAACUGCUGUUGGCCAUGAGUUCUGGGGGGUUAUAAUGCGAGGUAUUAAGCGACUCCACGUGCCAUCUGGGACUGUGUUAGUGCUCUAAGAUAAAGAGGUGGGAGGCAGUACUCGAGGGAGGGAGUGUGAGAGAGCAGAGUAAGACUUUGAAGGGUCUGGCUGGUCCGCCAACACAUUGCUGACCGGAUCCGCGACCUGACGUUAACCACCACACCAUGAACGGGGAAAUGGCGAACUUUUCCACGAGCGAGGAGGAGGCAGCUUACUGGAGAAAGAAGGCCCUGGAGUACAAGCAGAGUCUGGAGGAGACACGGGAGGAACUGGAGGAGUUCCAGAGUGGGAGCCGGGAGCUGGAGGCUGAGCUGGAGGCUCAGCUAGAGCAGACGGAGACUCGUUGCUCCGAGUACCAGUCACAACUCAACCGCCUCGCCCUCGAGAAUGACUCCCUAAAGGAAAGACUCGAGCGACUACACAAUGAAUUCAAUGGGCAGGUUAAUACUUUACAAAUUGAAUUGACUGACAUAAAAAAUAUAAAAGAGGACCUAACACGAUACAUCAGGGAACUAGAACAAACUAAUGAUGAUCUAGAAAGAGCUAAAAGAGCCACAGUAACGUCAUUAGAGGACUUUGAGGCUCGGCUUAAUUUAGCCAUAGAACGCAAUGCCUUCUUGGAAUCGGAACUGGAUGAAAAGGAGGAUCUGAAGGUGACGGUACAGCGGCUGAAGGAUGAGGCACGAGAUCUUCGGCAAGAGCUGAGUGUAAAAGAAAAAGACGAACCAGGGCCAGACAACGAUAAGGCUUUGCAACAGCAUCAGCAUCAUAAAUUACACCUUCAGCCACCUCCAAAACAGGAAUCAUUAACUACUACUGAGGAAACAAUAGACUCCAAUAAACUUUUAUCGAACACACAGCUUCCGGAGUCUGUUUCAACCACUCCUGUAAUAUCACAUCCCUUGCACAGUCUGAAUAAUGGAAAUGUGCCUAUGACUCCAUCAGCUAGGAUAUCUGCCCUCAACAUUGUUGGUGACCUUUUAAGAAAAGUUGGGACAGAAGCAGCUGACAUACGGCCACCCCGUUCGCACCACUGUGACUCCUGCAUAGAGCGCCUUUGUACUCGAGUGGACUCGUCACACACAAGGGACACGGCUGAAUGCAUGAAAAGAUCUCUAAUUCCAAAACAGUGUUCAGUUAAUUUGAGAAAAAGCCAUCCAAUGAAAGAGCUAAUGACAAUUGGCAUUUCAAGUGUGACAAAUGACGUGGGUGGCAAAUUUUGUGAUUCAAAUAAAAUAAGUGAAAUUUCUAAUUUGAGACCAAGAAGGUUUAGUCGGCAGCAAAGUCAGUGCAACUUUAUUUAUAAUACUUAUCAUCUGUCUACCACAAAAGAUGAAUAUUUUUUCUAAAGAAAACUUGAAUUUAAGUUGUAUUUAUUAUUUUGUUGGAAAAGUUGCUCUCCAGGAUGUGUAAAUAGUUAGGCUUAUUUUUUGAAAUUCAUGGAUUAUUAUCUUUUUAAGAUGUGAGUGAGUGAAGUAUGCAUUUUUGGUCAUGGACAGUGCUGUUACACAUCUUAGAUCUGCUUUUACUUCCAUAAUAAAUUGCUUAUAGUGUAUUGGGUGCUGCAUUUUUAAUGCCAACGUUGGAAAAUUACAGCUAGCAGAAAUUUUAUCUUUCACCUUUAGUAAGUAGCAAAUGAUAUUGAAGGUGACCACAAAGCAGCAGCACAUUGUUAAUGGUGGAUUUUACUUAUUAUUGUCACAUGUUGUGACGAUACAAAUUCCCUCCCCACACAAUGUAAUUACAGUGACAGAAUUGACAUUUAGAUAUCCCAUCCUUAUCAUUCCCAGAAUUGGUGUGAGUGGUAUAUAUUGUAAGGUUAUGCAUCAUAAUUUUGGACUGCUUUACAUUUAUAUAUUUUGCCAAGGAAAGGAAUAUUUUCUGUGACUGACACAAGGUUGUUUACCAAGAGACUUAUCAACACUUUUCCUACAUACAGUGAUAAUUUGAGUUGACAAAAAUAAUGAUACAAUUGUAUUUUUCCUCGACACUGUACAAAUUUUUAUUUGUGCAGUGUUUUCAUUUAUGUGACCAUACAAUGCUGUUAACUGUUAGUAAUGGAGGUAAUGAUUUAAAUACCAAAUUAUAUUAGGAAUUAUACUUCAAAAAUCCUGUCUAUCUUCUAUUAUGAAUUCUCUGAUCAGACUUGUGUAUAUAUUCUUCAAAGUCUUUUUUUUCCUAGUUUCACCACAGUGCACACCACCUAUCAUUGUAUCAUGACUCCAUGCCCAACUCAACAUUCUAAACCUAACACUGCAAUGUUUAAAGGAGUGGAAUGUCCAGCAGGGUUAUUAUGCUGACUUGAAAAAUAUUGUGGAAAUUCAUAAGAAUGUAAAACCUCUCAAGUUAAUUGAUUCAUACAUGCAAAAAUCAAAUAAAUUGACAUAGAAAUCAAGCCAAAUGACUUGUAUACAUUGAGGUUUUGGGGGUCAAACUAUAGUUGUGAUCAGUCUGGGCAUAUUGUCUCGACUUAGUGGGUAUGUCAGCUUUUAUCUCAUAAAAUGUCAUGUCUCUUAAUCCAAUCUGUUUUCUAAUCAAAUGAUCGACAUUACAGAAAUUCCAUUUGAUUUUAUUGUGUAUUCCUUUAGGAUUUAUUUAAACAUUGAUAAAUCAAGCUAUAGUCUGCUGUAAAGGAUAGUUUUCAAUCCUGAUACUGAAGUGCUGACUAUGCAAUAAAAUUCCUUGAAUCUUUGAAAUUAAAGGCUGGAUAUGUACAUUUAUAUGAAUAUUUUGUUUAUUAGAUUGGUCUCUAUUCUCAUUAAAAAUUUACCACAA